GUAAUAUAAGGGGGCAUCCAUAAAGUGCGUAUGAAGUAAAACCACUAGUUUUGGACCCCCUUUCUUGUGCGCACCUCUAUGCUUUUAACCCCCCUCUCUUUCUUCUAUGUACGUACACAUUUAUUACAAAAUCAACCCCUCCCUUUUUCCAACACAAAAAUUUUUUGAAAACAGAAAAAACUUCAGUUAAUUUGUCAUUAUUUUCGAUUUUUUAAACUCGUGAAAUUCAAUGCUUUUGUUAAUAAAGAUAAAAAAAAUGCUUUAAGAGAGAGAUAGAGAAUGAGAGAUAGUCAAACCAUGUACUUGCUGUCUUAAACCCCUCCCCACAUUUUUCCGAUAACCUAUCUUCCCACAUACUUGCUACCUACUGGAUGAAUCUACAUAUACUGUACCUACUGGAUGGAAGACCCCUAAGUAUAAUAUAAAUUAUUAUGACAUAUUGUUAUGUUUAGUGCAUUUUUAAAUUAUGUUAUUUUUUAUAUUUUUAUAAAGAUGACAAAGAAUAGCAAAUGAUGGAUUAUAAUUUAAAAUUAAAUAAUUAUGAACAUGACUUAGAAUAUGUCAUUCAUAGUUGGUCCUCAUAUUCUUCCAAUUACCACCCUCGGAAUAUUAAAAAUGAUCACCCCUAUGAUCAAUCAUCUCGAUGGUCAUCAGACAGCAACUAUCCUCCACAGUACAUCAUAUUGAAACUUGUACAACCAUCCAUUGUCACAGCUAUCACAUUUGGAAAAUUUGAAAAGACACAUGUUUGCAACUUAAGAAAGUUUACGAUUACAGGAGGAGCAAGUCCUGAUCACCAAGUUCAUCUUUUAACAAGUGGUUUAAAGAACGAUAAUAAGAAAGAAACAUUUUCUUUAAAGCAUGAACUUCAAGGGAAGAAAUUUGUUUGUGAAUACAUUAAAAUUGUACCUGUUGCUUCAUGGGGUCCCAGUUUUAAUUUUAGUAUAUGGCACAUAAAGCUAUUUGGAAUUGAUGAUGCUAAAAUUGUUCAACCCUGUUUGAAGUGGUUCAACAAUUAUAGAGAACAAGAAGCCAUACGUCUUUGUUUAAAAUAUUUUCGGCAGAAGAAUUACACUGAAGCAUUUAAUGCUUUGAAAAAUGAAACAAAUGUGUUUUUGGAAAGUCCACUUCUCACAAGCUUACAUACUAGUUUGGUUAAGAAUGGAAACUUUGAGGAAGCGGAACAUAUAAUACAAAAUUCAGCUCAUUUGUUCAAUGAAUAUAUUAGUACACAAUCUUAUCAACCAAAAUGGACUGCACUCAAAUCUCUUAACAGAGAUGGAGUUGAAGUUUGUGAACAGCCUGGAAUGAGAGGCGGACAUCAAAUGUGUAUUGAUGAAGAAAAGCAACUCAUAUUUUUAAUUGGAGGUUGGGAUGGUACGAAAGAUAUUUCUGAUUUUUGGGUUUAUAAUAUCAACAGCAGUCAUUGGCAUUGUAUCUCUGAAAAUAUUGAAAUGGAUGGAGGUCCUGCUGCAAGGUCAUGUCAUAAAAUCUGUCUUGAUACAAAAAAGAGACAUCUUUAUAUAUUGGGGCGUUAUCUUGAUGCAGAAGAAAGGCUAAAUCUGGAUAUUAAGAGUGACUUCUUUAGAUAUGGGCUUGAUACAGGUCUAUGGGAAAUUGUAUCAUCUGAUACAUAUUCUGAAGGAGGGCCCAGUCUUAUUUUUGACCAUCAAAUGCAGUACGAUGGUGUGACAGAGAAAAUAUUUGUAUUUGGAGGGAGGAUUCUUACAACGAUAAUUAACGAUGAUCAAUCAUCAGAACCUCUGUUCAGUGGUCUAUUUUCUUUCUGCACAAAAACUUAUAAAUGGGAAAAAUUGAAGGAUGAUUGCUUAAACACACCCUCUAAUGAUCAAAUACUUUCCAGAAGUGGUCAUUCUAUGCUCAUUGAUCAGGAAAGAAGGUUGUUGUACAUAUUUGCUGGUCAGAGGGGCAGAAACAGAGAAAGUGUAAAUGAUUUUUUUUCAUACAAUAUUGAUACUGGUGAAAUUACGAUAUUAGUUGCGCUAGCAGAAAAUAAAUUAUCAUCGUCAAUUGGUUUCACUCAGCGCUCUAAUAUUGAUUCAAAAUUGGGUGAAAUUUAUGUUUUGUCGGGAUCAAAUCGUGAAGCAGAAAACAAAGAAGAUUGUAUUCGUAACUCGUUUUGGGUUUAUAACAUAGCCCUAAAGAAAUGGACAUGUGUUUACAAAAAUGAAAACAUUGAUAAAUUGUAUUGGAAGAAAAUGACAAAUAUUGAACCACGUCCACGAUUUGCACAUCAACUAGUUUAUGAUUCUAUAAACAAGGUUCAUUUCUUAUUUGGUGGAAACCCUGGGCAUUCUGCUUCAUUGAAACUUAGAUUAGAUGACUUUUGGAUGCUAAAGCUUGAGCGUUCAACAACUGAAGAUCUACUUCGUUAUUGUAGAUUUAUUAUCAGAAAGCUAAGAUUUAUGGAGAUGUCAGAAAUAGAUCAAAUACAUGCGUUUUCAUACUUACAAGAAGAAGUUUCAUUAGUAAUCGAUCAUACAAACGAUUGUGAAAGAGAGAUGUUUGAGUCACUAACUUCUGUGUUAUUUUCACCAGUAUUAUCUUCAAGUCGCAGUAAUUCAGACGGCCCUUCGGAAAUAUAUGAAGCUAGGACCAAGGUGUUCGAUGAGUUGACUACAUAUUUUCCAUCUCACAUGACACAACCUUGUGGAACUAUAACGGACUUUAUCAUUGUUUAAAUCGAAAUAGGUUUUGCUAAUUGCACACACAAUUAGGGGUGUGUUGAGAGGGUAUUUAUCGACAAAAAAAAGAUAAUCGGCUUCUAAUAUACGCCAGCUUAUUAAAAAAGGUCUAAAUUCGCCGAUUGACUUCAAAAGUUAAACCCCUAUGCACCCCCUUGUUCCAGUCAUAUACAUAUUGAUUUAUCUUGGUAAAUAUUUCAUCCAAAACGACAAUGAAGCAUUGAUAAAAUUUUUCUGGAACUGGAAAAAAAAACAUUUGAAAAUUAUUUUAUAUAUAAAAACUUUUUAAAAUUUGUACAAAAUCUAUUAUAUUGUUAACAAUAAUUUUCUAUGUUAUGAUAAGUAAUUAUUAACUAUAAAUACUAUUACUGCUAAUUAUUACAACUAAAAGUAA
Molecule: messenger RNA, 3099 nt
Organism: Hydra vulgaris (swiftwater hydra)
Lineage: Eukaryota; Metazoa; Cnidaria; Hydrozoa; Anthoathecata; Hydridae
Product: muskelin
Cellular component (GO): cytoplasm
Molecular function (GO): protein binding
Source: RefSeq, a predicted model, not a curated record